Molecule: messenger RNA, 1243 nt
Organism: Rhizophagus irregularis DAOM 181602=DAOM 197198
Lineage: Eukaryota; Fungi; Glomeromycota; Glomeromycetes; Glomerales; Glomeraceae
Source: RefSeq, a predicted model, not a curated record
CCUCUGUAAUUACAAAAUCUAAUCAGUAAACUAUAUUAAGGUACACAAUGUCUUACGGUACACCUAGUUUUUCUGGGCCACCGCCUGCCUAUUCUCCUGUUUCUACAGCUGGGCCUUCAACUCAUAAUGAACCACGAGAUUUUGAUCAAAUACCUGAUGAUUUCACGCAUAAAGUUUACGUUCCCGUUAGCGAAUAUGAUGUCGACGUCCGUCUGGCCUUUAUGCGCAAAGUUUACUCAAUAUUAUUUGCACAGCUGUCGCUUUCCACUUUAAUCGCAGGAGUUAUGAUGUAUAAUGUUAAUUUUAAAUCUUGGUUUUACGAUCAUAUUUGGACUUUCUAUGUUGCAAUUCUUGCUUCAUUCGUAUUUUUGCUCUUACUUGCGUGGAAACGUCGAUCUUAUCCACUUAAUUAUGUUUUUUUGACUGGAUUCACACUUGUAGAAAGUUACACAGUUGGAGCAACUGUGACAUUCUUUGAUAGAUCGAUUGUUUUACAAGCUUUGAUUUUAACAACUGGAAUAUUUAUUGGACUUACCUUGUUUACUUUCCAAUCUAAAUAUGAUUUUAGCGGAAUGGCUCCUUAUUUAUUCGGAUUUCUUUGGGUCGUGGUUAUUAUUGGAUUUUUUGGAAUCUUUUUCCCAUUUGGUGAUACGAUGGACUUAAUUAUAGCUAUCGGAACCGCCAUUUUAUUCUGUGGAUUUAUUAUUUAUGACACUUACAACAUAAUGAACAGAUUGAGUCCAGAGGAAUAUAUUACGGCAUCGGUUGAUCUUUAUCUUGAUUUUGUCAAUUUGUUCAUUGCUAUCCUCAGGAUUUUAAAUGAUUUAAAUCGAGAUUAAAGAGCCAGUAUAAUAAAAUUAUCUUGGAUAGGAAUUGAAAAGAGAUGCAAUUAGAUUAUCUGAGUAUCAAAUAUCAAUUGUUAUUUCAGUUUUUUUUGUGGAUUAUUUAGCAUUAUCAACUUAGUUUUUAGCGAUAUCUUACGUUUUUUUUUAAUUAUACUUUGCAUAGUAUAUUGAUAUCUAAAUUGUAUACUCAACUUGUGUCAAUUAAAAUGACACACUAUAGACAUUUUUAUUUGACAUUGCCUAUGUAUUACAUAACUCGGCUUUAUACUUUUUCCCUGAAUAUGACAUAUGAUCUUUUGAAGUGGCUUGAAUGUCACAUGACGCAUAGAUUACGUAAUGUUUACCGGAAAAUACAAAUUUAAAAAGGGUUUUAUUUUUUUUAUUUUUUUUUAUUUUUU